AUGGAUCAGCUCUCCAAUGACUACUCGAAAGUGGUUUUGCCACCGGUACAGGAGGUGCUCAAUCCAUGCACAACUACUACACCCACCCAAUUGUACACGGUCACUAUCACCCAUGAAUCGCAAACGCCUCCCUUCCGCACGACCGAUAGGUGUACUGAGACAAAUGCGUACACCGGUGCCAAUGUGAACACAAGCGAACGCAUCAAACGACCAAUGAAUGCAUUUAUGGUGUGGUCUCGGUCACAACGUAAACGGCUGGCUCUGGAAAAUCCAAAAUUGCACAAUUCGGAAAUCAGCAAACAAUUGGGCUCCAUGUGGAAAGCACUGACUGAAUUGGAUAAAAGUCCAUUUGUGGAAGAAGCUAAUCGACUACGGGAUUGUCAUAUGCGACGCUAUCCGGAUUACAAGUAUCGACCGCGUCGGAAGCAGCAUUCGGCCAAAAGUCGAACUAAACCAUCACGACAACCACCUAAAUUACGUCUACGUCGAGCUCCGAUCAUCCAUUCACAACCAGUCACACUGCCCUUACCUAUUCAGCGGCCACAACAAUCACAACCACCGAUGGUCUCGACGCUUGAUGGAGCCUUGAAUUCAACAGGGCCCACGUUACGGUCUGUUCUACCUUCUAUUGUCCUUGAUUGUACUCUCAGUCAGCCAAUGGUUCAAGGUUUGGACAUUUUAGAUAAUCAACCAGUUCCUGAAGCGAAAACAAUCAUAAACACUCAAACAUCAAACGAUUCUGCAAAACAUGAUCCCGGGAUGCUUACCACAUGGUCCAUACCGUCCGAGAACACAAUCCGGCUACCCCCAAAUAACAGUAUUUCUGUGGCUGACGUGCCCGUACCUCUUCCAGUUCUAUGGUCUUCACCGUCUCAACUAAACGGUCAACACAAUCGCCAGGACUCAUCGUCUGACUCCUAUGCAGAAACCGAUGAGUUGCUUAAAACAGAUUUAUCACUUCAUCCCUUAAUGACCAGAAGAUGGUCCCCCAUAUCUAUCACGUUUCGAUCUAUCAGCCCGAAACUAGAUGAGCCAAACAUUUUGGAUUUGCAGAAUAUUUUGUGA
Messenger RNA from Echinostoma caproni, 1065 nucleotides. NCBI's taxonomy places the organism in Eukaryota, Metazoa, Platyhelminthes, Trematoda, Plagiorchiida, Echinostomatidae. The record is from the annotation of a GenBank genome assembly.